UGAUCCCAUAUUUGUCGCUUGGUGACAGCGUGUGGUGCAACUGUGGUCUGAUUGCAGUUCGCUGCACUGGCCGGCAGGGGGCAGAGUUACCGGGUAUCACACAGCACCUGCAGCAUCCCUGAUCAGAGAGAGAGAGAGAGGUGAGCACAAGAGAGAUGCUUCACUCAAAGCAUCGCGCCGAAGCGAGAUCGUUCAGUCAGCGGGUCUGCUGUGGGAGAGAGAGGGCGGUGAGCGGGCUGAAUGAGGGCGGACUGAACCUGAGGCUCUCUAAGGUUUGGCACCAGAUGAAUGAACAAGGCAUUUCAAGGUGCUCAAAGCUGAUGUGAUGUCAUCAAGUGCAUUGUCCUGUUAAGAUCAAACAAAUACAGCUCAGUCCUUUGGCGGCAUCUUGGAGUAGAAAUGUAAAGAAUGUGUGAUUAGGUUGUGAUUCUGCACUCCAUCCAUACGGUAAACUUUGAAAGUCUCGGUAAAGGCCAGUGAGAGAACAAGACCUUUGAUGGAUCCAGGAUUAUCAUUGAGCUUUUGAGAGAGAAGCUCAGACUUAUACAACAUGAAUGUGCAAGGCAAUUUUCAAGCCAGUGAAGUCAACCAACAAGAAGGAAUACAAAACGACGACAAGCAGCCUUUGCCAGAAACAGUGGAAGACGCCAAUGCCAAUCAAAUCACCAAAGAGAAAAUUUAUUCAGAUGACAGAGAGCAUAGCAGCCAACUACCCCCUCUGGUGUCGCAUUCCGAAGCCCAGGAGAGGAACAUUAUCUGGGGAACACAUGCUCGGAGUGAAGACCCUGUGCUUGAAGAGUUUAGUCAAGAGCUAGAAACAUUUGUUGUAGAAGAAGAACAGUUAGACAUGCAGAGUGAAAGAAGCAGGAAGGGAGCAAAGAAAUUCAGUGACAAAGAGUUUUCUUCUAAAGCCAUCAGCACCACUGUUGGCUCACGUUGGAAAGACCACAAUGAGAACCAUAGUGUGGAUGGGGAUGCAAAUGAGAACUCUCAGCCCCUUGACCUCAGGACCUCCAGCUCUCGCUCUGGUGCAAACCGGAACCUGAGAGAUGCACGCAGUGGCUCUGAGAGCAAUGUCUUUUCAUCUUCUUUAUCUGCAGUGACCAGCCUCAGUGGAAGUUUAGCCAGUGCCCUGGACAGUGCAGGCCGCACACAGCCUCUCUCUUCCCAGUCCACCAAGUCUACCUCAGGCAAAGGCAGGAACCAGCAUCAAGCUACUACCGAGUCCUUCAUCCACUCAGAGAGAAACAGGGAGCUUGCCAGGGAGUUGGACCAAAACCAUAACUCUACCAAACUGCCUCAGGAACCACAAUAUGACAGAAGUAAGCUAGUAUAUCCUUCAAAUGGAGCAGUAAAACUGCAAAAAUUCCAAAUGGAAGCAGAGCAGAAUGCUGGGAAAAGGAUGUCAACCGAGGUGCCAAAAGGUAUAGUGAGGGUGCUACCUUCUUGUAGGCAGCUAGUCCGCCCUCUUUCUACUGAAAAACAACUAACCUCAGGAUACCCUAGCAUAGACACUCAUGCAGACCAGCACCAAUCCCACUUCUCAAAGACAGGUCAGAGCCAUUCACAAGUGCUGCCAACUACAGAAGUCAAAAGCAAUCCCAACACAGUCUCACAGACACCUCCCAAGCAGACCUUUAACCGAGAAGCCCAACACUUGAAGAGGCAAAGCUCAGCAGAUCGUGCUGAAAGUCCCACCAGCCUAGAAAGGAAGACUCACUUCGGCCGGCGGGCCUACAGCAGUCCGACUAGACCUUCGACACCUCCAUCCCCAAAGACAACAAGGUCCCCUCAAAGACAGCCUUCUUCAUCACCCAUCAAGACUUUACCUUCUCGAGUUCCUCAGCUGGGUUAUGCUGGGUACAGCUCAGCCUUAAGAGCCCCAGUUAAAACCACUGUCAACACAAGCAUCCAUAAAACUCCACCACAGCAGGCUUCAAUGGAGACCUCCCCUCCAAGCAAGUGCCUGCCAAAACCGAAAAGUGUCCGGCCCAAAAUCAUUACAUACAUUCGGAAGACCCCGCAGGUCAAACCCCAGUCUCUUGAGGGAACUUACGAGGUGUCGUCCUCACCUACAAGACUGUCAACAAAUAGCACCACACAGGCCAAACCAGAGGUCAGAGAUCAAGGAGAAGCCACUGUGCUGAGUGCCUCAAAUUUACUCUAUGAUAAGUAUCGACAAGAGAUGCAGAAGUUCCGGUUCUUCUCGCCUGGACUCAUGGUGUCUGGUAUUAAGCCAUCCAGCAACACCAUGCCCCAUAAAAUGUCAGGCAGAGCGGACAGCUUCUAUGGGUCUCUCAGCAAGCCUCUGUCUGCCGCGGCAGGCAGAUCUCCAUUAGCCCUUGGGUCUCCAGUUUCUGGAGCCGAGGACCCUUCUGGACCCCUUAUUGGAGCACAGGAUAUGGGGAGUCUUUUUCAUUUACCACGGGGCCUAAGACCCCAACUUGGCGUUGGUGCUGUAAACAGGUAUCCCUCUCCAUCUGCCAAGAACAGGAUGGUCCCAACAGGCCAGCCGAAAUCACCAUUGACCCUCAGUCAGCCAAUGCAGACAGUAAAUCCAACCACUCAAACACCUCAGGAACCUCAAGAUCAAACAAAGCCAGUGGCGACUGGGUUAGCUGCUAAAUCCCUCCUGCCGAAGCCAGCUCAGUCUGGCCUGCGUCCUCCCGGUUACUCGCGCCUCCCGCCGGCUCGUCUGGCCACCUUUGGGUUUGUUCGAAGCUCUAGCGUCUCCUCUGUGUCCAGUAACCACUCGACCGACAGCACACGGAGUGACCCCUGCCGCCCCACCUACCGUCCCAACAGUGUAAAUGAUGAGCAACCACUUCACCAUGUCACCACGUCGCCUCCUGAAGAUGGAUCCAGAGCACUGUGUCACAGCACCCCUCAACCCCCCAGCACUCCUGCACCCAAACGCCGCUCCCUGCUGCCCCCUCCUCAAAGCUCUCCUGUGGCAUCCCGUAAGGAAUUCCAGAAGAGUUCUGACAGCACCCGUUCAUCUCUGUCCUCCCCUAAGAGACUCGCUGUAGUGUCUCCUAAACCACAGUCUCCAGUCCUACAGAGGCAACAGAGGGCAACAGGGGCAGUCCAAGGCUCAAGCAUGCAAAUUUUGCCUCGUACUGGCUCUCUGGACCCAGAGAAGAAAAAAGAUGAAGAGCAGAAAAAAGAAAAAGAGCUAGAGAAAGUAGAGAGGCCUGAAGAGUUGCAGCGCUUGCAGGGUCGGUGUGAAGAACAGGCCAGGCAACUACAGGCUCUUCAGACAGAACUAAAGAAAACCAGCAUGAGACUGGAGGUCUUUGUGAUCUGCACUCAGCACUUCUCCCUCAAGAAUGAAAGUGCUGAGGAGAAGGAGAAAGAGUUGACUCAAGAACUCAGUCGAAUUCAGCAUGAAGUGGCCUUUAAUGCAGCUCGCUGGGAGGGUCUUCAGAAGGAGAAGAGAGAGCUGGAUGAGUGUUUUGAGAGGGAGCUGAGAGAGUUACAGGUGCAGCAGGAGUCAGAACUCGUGACCUUAGAGGAGAACCUGAGAUUACGGCACGCUUCAGACAGAGACCAUCUCAGAGCGGAGCACCAGUCAGAGGUGGAGGAGCUGCACACACAGCACCAGGAACAGAUCGAAGAGUUGACUGCCAACCAUGAGGCUGCCCUUGAACACCUGAAGACCAUGCACAACAUCACAAUGUCAACACUGCAGGAGGAGCAUGCCAGGACCAUGAGGGACUUAAGGAAAGCCCAUGAGCAGCAAAAGGCGAGUCUAGAAGAGGACUUUGAGAAACUGCGCCUCUCACUUCAGGACCAAGUGGACACUCUGACUUUCCAGAACCGGACUCUGAGAGACAAAGCCAAGCGUUUUGAAGAGGCCCUGAGGAAGAGCACAGACGAACAGAUUGUGGAUGCACUGGCCCCGUAUCAGCAUAUUGAGGAGGACCUGAAGAGUCUGAAGAAGGUUCUGGAGAUGAAGAACCAGCAAAUUCAUGACCAGGAGAAGAAGAUCUGUCAUCUGGAGAAAGUGCAGGCCCAAAAGAACCUGUAUCUGGAGGAGCGGGUCCAGGUGCUUCAGCAGCAGAACGAAGACCUGAUGGCCCGCAUUGACCGCCAUCUUGUUGUGUCAAGAGAAUUGUCUGAGGAGAAUGCAAACCUUCAGGAGUAUGUGGAGAAGGAGACAAACGAGAAGAAACGGCUGAGCCGCAACAAUGAAGAGCUGCUCUGGCUUCUCCAGACGAGUCCCCAUCUGUCGCCUUCCUCUUCUCCCAUCCACAGAGCCUUCUUCGCCGGUCCUGAUAGCCCUCCAUAUCAUUACUCUCCAGGUCCAGGGACCCCCACACACACCUGUUCUCCUGGCCCCUGUACGCCGACUCACAAGGUGGUGUCUCCGGCCCCAGGGACGCCCACUCUCAGAGGCUCACCAGCAGCACGCUCGUCCCCUGCACGGAUCCCAAACGCCAACAAUUCACCCAGAUGAGCGGAGUCUCAGCUGCAUCAGUCGCAUUGCCCAUUUUAUGUUACUGGUGUUCAGGCCGCACGUUGUUCUUUGAAAAACGUCAAGUUCUAUAUAUGAAGAUUUUGUCAAUCCCAACUGCCAGAGCCUAUGUCCCUUCCGUUUGUUGUCUUUGAGGCACGAAAACGUUUUUUGUCUCAGAUGAUUGGACUUCGUAAACACGUAGCAUCAGAAUGAAAAAGUUAAUGAUGCUAAUGCUAAUGCUAAUGAUGUGCUGCCAACAAUGCUUGGUGUGCAUGGAGGCAGGACCAUUGUUGUGUACACAGAAGUAACUCGUCUUUGACUCUUAAACAUGCUGUUGGACUCCAAAACUAAUGUCUGUAGUUUCUUCUGAAUUACAUAAGAGAACUUUAUACAACAAAAAGCACUUUAGGUUUCUGCCCUACUACCUUCCUACAGAUAAAUGCACCAGCAUUUUUUGUGAUCUGGUUUAUUUUUGUAUAAGCAAUAUAAAAAAAAAAUAAGAUUUUACAAAUCUCCCAAGUUUUGAUUCAGAAUGUUUCAGAUUAGUCAAGACAUAUAUACAGGAGCACUACGGUAUCUAUAGGAUAUCUAUCUUAUCCCCAUGGGCAAUUUUUUUUUUA
Carassius gibelio (silver crucian carp) is the source of this 5079-nucleotide messenger RNA. RefSeq names its product microtubule-associated tumor suppressor candidate 2-like. The record is from RefSeq and is a predicted model, not a curated record. The transcript is spliced from 15 exons. Bases 551 to 4459 code for a protein of 1302 amino acids. Gene Ontology annotation, molecular function: microtubule binding. NCBI's taxonomy places the organism in Eukaryota, Metazoa, Chordata, Actinopteri, Cypriniformes, Cyprinidae. Gene Ontology annotation, cellular component: nucleus; cytoplasm.